Molecule: messenger RNA, 767 nt
Organism: Drosophila hydei
Lineage: Eukaryota; Metazoa; Arthropoda; Insecta; Diptera; Drosophilidae
Product: programmed cell death protein 6
Exons: 3
Coding region: 121-657 (178 amino acids)
Molecular function (GO): calcium ion binding
Source: RefSeq, a predicted model, not a curated record
UUGUGACUCAUACUUUACUAUUCCAAUCACUAUUAACCGUUGUAGCUUCUUAGCAAACGAACUUUUUGCCAAAUUAAUAUAAUUCAGGGAUUUUAAUUUUGUAAAUUUACUUUAUACAAUAUGUCAUACCAACAAUGUGGAAUGCCUGAUCAAACGUUUCUUUGGGAUGUAUUUCAAAGGGUCGAUAAGGACAGGAGUGGACAUAUAUCUGCAGAUGAAUUACAGGUGGCUCUUUCCAAUGGCACGUGGUCAGCUUUUAACCCGGAAACAGUUCGGCUUAUGAUUGGAAUGUUUGAUCGCCAAAACAGAGGAACUGUAUCUUUCGAGGAUUUCGGAGCAUUGUGGAAAUAUGUAACUGAUUGGCAAAAUUGUUUUCGUUCAUUCGACCGUGACAAUUCCGGGAAUAUUGACAAGCAGGAACUUAAAACCGCUCUAACUUCAUUCGGAUAUCGCUUAUCUGACAAUCUCAUUGAAAUAUUGCUCCGUAAAUUUGAUCGGUUUGGCCGAGGAACUAUUCUUUUCGAUGAUUUCAUCCAAUGCUGUAUUGUCCUCUAUACUUUGACUACAGCAUUCAAGCAACAUGAUACAGACAUGGAUGGUGUGAUAACAAUCCACUACGAACAGUUUUUAAGCAUGGUUUUUUCACUUAAAAUUUAAUAAUCACAUGUCCAAACUUAUAUUACAAAAACAUAACUUUAUUGUAUGUAUACAAAUAUGUAAAUAGCACGAAUGACCCUUUUUUAAAAAGUAUAUAUUUGUGAAAAUGU